This is a messenger RNA of Rhea pennata, 3443 nucleotides long. It is a transcript of the gene SCAMP2, whose product is annotated as secretory carrier membrane protein 2. The coding region runs from base 90 to 1205 and encodes 371 amino acids. NCBI's taxonomy places the organism in Eukaryota, Metazoa, Chordata, Aves, Rheiformes, Rheidae. Gene Ontology annotation, cellular component: trans-Golgi network membrane; recycling endosome membrane. The transcript is spliced from 10 exons. The record is from RefSeq and is a predicted model, not a curated record. Gene Ontology annotation, biological process: protein transport.
CCCGGAAGUGGCUGGCGCAGCGGCGGCCGGGAGCGGGGAGCGGAGCUGCGCGGCGGCCGCGGUUCCGGCGCCGGCGAGGCACCGCGCCGAUGUCGGGCUUCGACACCAACCCGUUCGCCGACCCGGUGGACGUGAACCCCUUCCAGGAUCCCUCGGUGACACAGCUGACAAAUGCUGACCAAGGUGGCUUGGAUGAAUUCAAUCCCUUUUCUGAGAGCUCCCAGCUGACAAAUGCAGCACGGACGACACCUGCAACACAGCCCUCUGGCCCCUCACAACCUGCUGUUCUGCAGACGUCUGUGGAGCCCACUCCGCAGCUGCUGCUUAGACAGGCCCGCAAGUACCUGAGUCCCAGGAUCGCCUCAUCCAAAGACCACUCAGAGAAGCAGAGGCUGCUAGGAGAAAGCUUCAGUUCUCAGAAUAGAAAGCAGGCUGUGGCUGCAGCAGCACAGGCUGGGCUCCUUCAGCAGCAGGCAGAAUUAGAGAGGAAGGCAGCUGAGCUGGAAAAGAAGGAAAGGGAAUUGCAAAGUAAUGCGGCUGGCAUUAAUCCUCGACAAAACAAUUGGCCCCCUCUUCCCAGAAAGUGUCCAAUCAAGCCGUGUUUUUAUCAGGAUUUCUCUGCAGACAUCCCAGCUGACUACCAGCGAAUAUGCAAGAUGCUUUAUUACUUGUGGAUGUUGCACUCGGUUACCCUGCUCCUAAACUUGCUUGCUUGCUUGGCAUGGUUCACAGUCCAGACAGACAGAGGAGUAGACUUUGGUCUCUCAAUCCUGUGGUUUAUUUUGUUCACCCCUUGUGCCUUUCUCUGUUGGUACCGACCAAUUUACAAGGCUUUCAGAUCUGACAGCUCCUUCAGCUUCUUCGUCUUCUUUUUCAUCUUCUUCUGCCAAAUAGCAAUCUACGUCAUCCAGGCUGUUGGCAUUCCUGGCUGGGGAGACAGCGGAUGGAUUGCAGCUCUGUCCGAGCUGCAUGGAAACCUGGCUGUGGCUGUUAUCAUGAUGGUGGUGGCAGGAUUCUUCACGCUGUGCGCGGUUCUCUCGCUCUUCCUCCUGAAGCAGGUGCAUUCUUUGUAUCGGCGCACAGGAGCCAGUUUCCAAAGGGCCCAGGAAGAGUUUUCCCAAGGCAUCCUCACCAACAGGGGCUUCCAGAACGCGGCGGCUGGAGUGACUUCCUCAGCUGCACAGAGUGCUUUCCGGGGAAACUAGCCCCUUGCGUGGGGGUCUCCACCUUGCUUCCUCUUGCAUCGUGACCCCAACCUUCCUUUUCUAAAGAUGCACUUUCUGUGGGUACCACGUUAGCUCUGUAAUGCCAACUCCAGAUGAGAAGAGGUCUUUUUUUUUUUUUUUUUUUUUUAAGCUUCAGCUGGCCUGCGUUUAUGAUGGUUAGGUUUUCCUUUCAUGUUUUAGGGUAUAGGGAGAUAAGAGACAUUCUCUAAAGCAAAUAUAUUUCUCCUUAUCCAGGACACGUUGAGUGUUUGUCUCACUUCCUCUCCUUGCCCUGUUUGCUGCAGAAAGGUGAAGGGAAGCAGGUUUUGAUUUUACUUAGUUUUCUCUUCUAAUGGCCUUUGCUUUGAAGAAUUUGGUUAUCUGCUGUUUUGGGGGUUUUGUAACUUGCAUGUAGUUUACAUUGUUAAUUUUAAGAGCAGGAACUGUUCUUUUGGUUUAUUACACUUACAUGAUGUUGCAUUUUUGACCUCUUAACUGCCCGGCUUCCUGAGAGUCUGGGUAACGUGGCACAAACGAGAACGUGGGAGCAAGCGGGGCUAGAGAGGAGGAGGGACUUUCUUGUUGUUCCCAUGUUGUCUGUCUCCUGCCUGCUUCCACAAGGAUCCCACAGCUGAUGGUCCUCCGGAGUCCCGUGGCCUCCCCCUGGCAUUCAUUUCCCCCGGGCUUGCAGAGAGUGGAUCUGUGGGAGUCCAGCCUUAAACCUGGAGAGGGAGGGAAACAGGAUUUCCUUUCCUGACCCGCUUUGCUGCUUUGGAGCAGCAGCACUGAAGAAACCAGCAGCUCUGUGGGGAAACCGGCAGGACCACAUAUGCCCCCUCACUUAAAAAGCAGAGGAGUCGGUAAGCGGGGGGAAAUGUCGUGGGAAGCAAGCAGAGCCAGCCAAGCUAGUUUGGACAGAAUGUGCUGCAGACCUUAUCCAGUCUGCUCAGAUCCUUCCCCCCAAGCUCAGAACACUAUUGAUGCCUGUAACAUCCGUGUUGGCUUCCUUCUCCGGUAAGAGCUUGUGAUCCUAAAGUGCGAAUGAAUUUUUUUCCCCUGGGAUAACUCCUCCCUGCACUCUUCCUCCCCCAUCUUUAGCUAGGAAAGAACUGUUUGACAUGUUUUACUUGCAAAGCUGUCUGUGCUGAGGCCAUGGCCCGUGCUGCGGGUGUGUGCUCCAGGAUAUCUGGACCACUGGAGUCAGCCGUGUCAUCUGGAGAUGCUCUCAUCUCGUUGGAGAUGCACAGGUUCUGCAUCAAAACAGACAUGGGAAGAGGUGGACUGGGGGUGCUGGGGUUCAUGUGCCUUUCUUGGCAAGGGAUGAUGGGGACAGAGCCUCCUCCUGAAUGGUUCAUAUCUUGCUUUCCAGAGGCUGUUUUGAUAUCAGGUUGGAGGGAAUUUGUUGGCACACUGGUUUUGCGAGUGGUUUUCUUCUGGUUUUACUUACAAAUUUGACUUCUGUGGUGCAGCUUUGUCUUUCUUCCCCACUACUUUUUGGCCCUUCCCCCCCCCCCUCCUGUUGGAGGAGGAAUAUUGAAUUUUAUUUUCCCGUUCUUGUUGGGGAAAGCAUGUAUGUAUGUGUAUAUAUAUGAGGGGGCAGGAGGGAAUGUCUAGCUUCCUGCCGACAGGGUGCUGCAUGGGUUAGGAGGAAGAAGUACAAAUGCUUGCGUGCGUGAAAAAGCUCUGCCUCCCUGGAGAGUGAGGUGCUCACCCCCAGACGGAGGGCGGUUGCUCACAAACGUCGUGGCGAUCGGUUCCAGCUUAGACCCGCAGCCGGGGUUCCUCUCCCGCGCUCGUAGCAAGUUGCCCAAAAGCCGCAGGCUUUGCUGCUUCAACCUAGAAGUCGCUGGGCGUAAGAGGUGGUUACCGAGGUGGUGGGAGAGGAGAGAGGCCCUGCGGGGGGCCCUGCACCCCCGGGAGACGCCCGGCCCCCCUCGGCGGCGGCGGCGGAGCGGGAGCGCGCCCCGCUCCAGGCUUCGGGCCGAGGGGCCGCGCGUGUCCCGGGCAGGGCGGCCCCGAGGGCGGCCGGCCGCGCUGCGCCCUGGCCCCCGCCGGCGGGCGGUUCUCCCCCGGCCCGGGAGGGGGGGCGGCGGGAUCCUGCGGGGUUUGACCGCCCCCUUCCUCGGGGUUUUUUUUUUUUUUUCUUUUCUUUCCUGUCUGAUCUUUUCAUGUAAAAAAAAAAAAAAAAUGUGUAUGUCAAGUUAAACUUUUGUGCUCAAAAUAAAAUAACCUCUGUAA